Capsaspora owczarzaki ATCC 30864 is the source of this 4111-nucleotide messenger RNA. RefSeq lists its product as hypothetical. Gene Ontology annotation, biological process: snRNA 3'-end processing. Gene Ontology annotation, cellular component: integrator complex. NCBI's taxonomy places the organism in Eukaryota, Filasterea, Ministeriida, Capsasporidae. The record is from RefSeq and is a predicted model, not a curated record. Bases 178 to 3852 code for a protein of 1224 amino acids. The transcript is spliced from 6 exons.
UGAUUAUUCACUCAUUCUGAUCAUCCUUCACUCGUCAUUCACUCGUACUGAUCGUUCAUCCUUCUCACUCAUCGUUUCAACUUGAACAGUCUCAGUCUCUCGCUCUCUCUUUCGAUAGCUGCAACUUUUUCUUUCAUUUUUUUUCCGUUCCACCACAGUUCAGCAGCACCACCAACCAUGCACCGAGUGGUGGUCACGGCGGCGGGACUGCCAGAGCGACUUGCACAGUGGCUGCAGCGAGGACGACGACGACGAGAUUCAGCAGACGAGCAAGAAGAGCAACAGGGACGACUCGAUGCUGCCAUCCGAGCACUCAUCGCAUGUGCUGAAGAUCAAGAUCACCACCAGGCAAUGAUGACCAUCGACCGAGAACGAGACCCGCCGCUGCUGCUGAAGGGCGACAAGGAGCACACCGACGAGUGGGAAGGCGCGCUUCAGACGAUCGUCGCCGCGGCCACUCUGCGCGUGCGUGAGGGUGCCAUCCAGGAGCAGGAUGAUCAAGAAGACCAAGAUGAACCAGAUCACGAAGCGAAUGGCGGAAGCGCUGGCCUCGGAGUGGACGAGGACGAUCGAUACCAAGCUGCACUGUACGACGACGACGACGACGACGACGACUCAUUCAGUACGAGUGACCACCAGGGCAACGAUAAUCGGAUUGGAACAAGCACCGACGAUGCGCAAAGCAGAGCUGCAGGAAUGGACGGGCUGCGACAACGGCAGUUCCGCAUCGACGAGCUGCUCGCUCUGUGGGCUGCUCAGAUGGUCGUUGCGCUCGAACACCGGGGACGACACGAGCAGCAAGCUGCAAGCGACAGUAGGUCGCAAUCCAUGCAAGGGGUGGAGGCCUCCAAGACACAAGACACCGCUUUACCGAUGGACGAGUCUACCGCUCUUGCUCCGGCUCCUGCUCCGGCUCCGGCUCCGGCUCCGGCUCCUGCUGGACCGUCCAGACAAUCUCAGGCGCUCAUCCGGGACCUGCAACAGCUAAUCGUCACUCUGGUACUGAGCACUGGCUUGACGCCUCGAUGGCUGUGCGACCUGGCUUCAUCGUCGCCACUGCCAACAACGGCUCGGCUGCUGCAUCGCCUUGUCGCUCUGCUCGGCGAGAGCGCCGUGGUCGCUCUCGUUCAAGCUGUCGGCUUGCUGUAUGACUCUGACAACCAACACUUGGCGUGGAGAUGCCUCGUACAAGUAUGUCAGUCCCUCGUCACUCAACCUGGAGUCAGCCGCUCCAUGUUGCAAGCUCAAGCCACUACUGCCUUCCAGCUGCUUCAAUCGAUUCGCCCAGGCUCAUCCUUGGCGUGCAUGAUUGAUAUGGUUUGUGUGGAUCGCAAUCUUCUCGCUCUCGUUCUUCCAUCCGCGCUCCAAGAAUUCACACCGGAGGCAUCACCACCGUCCAGCUUGAAAUGGCACCAAUGGCACAAUCUCGCGAUCGUCGUGCCGCCACAAGAACUUGACGGGACAGUGUUUUCGACGCUGCUCGAAGACCUGACCCUUGCACAGACCAAUGCCUGCAUUGCCGAGGCCGUGCCGGAUCUCGUCUUGCUUGCCCAGACGGUGCUGUCUCGUGCCGACAAUUUGCCACAUUCGUUUGCCUCCAUCGCUUCUUCCUUCCUUCGCCAGACGUUCGACUUGGUGUCUUUGCCCACCACCUCGCGAGCAGGCAAUGAGCUCAUCCAUGCUUUGGCUGCGCGCCCCGACGUCCUGGCUCGCAGCUCUUUGCUGGCACAAGGCGUGUACUCCAGCUUGAGCGAGUCCGAGCUCCAUCCCGUUGAUGCUCGCAGCUCCCGUCGGGCACCAAGGAGCCCGACUGAAACGUCCACCGAUUCGGCAGUUCAAGCGGUUGUGCACCUCGUUCAUUCCGUAGUUCGGAGCACGGUCUCGGGCGCCAAUGCUGACUGGCUCGCGGCAGCGCGCAAGGUUACUCGAUAUGUCGGUGACUUGCACCCACUCCAUUUGGAUGCAUGGCGUGGAGCUGCCACCUGCCUUCUUUUGAACGCAUCAGUUCAGGAUCCAAACAAUGUGGACACUGCGGACGCUGGCAGCACGAUCGCGCUCGAGACUGGCGUUCUACGGUUGCUCGCUUGCUGUCUGGCUACCGGGGCGUCUUGGCAAGCUCAGAGCCCUUCGUCCGAUUCCAUGCAACGAGUGCUCGCUUUGGUCGUGUUCCAAUGCUGGAACAGUCUGGCCAAAGCCAUGCUUGGGUCUUCUCUCCAUGGUGAGGCUGCGCGGAUGCUCUCCAAUAACGCGAUUCGGCACGCGAGUAUUUCGCUCAGUGAUGCAACGAGCGUCGAUGCAACCAGUGGCGCAUGCGAAUCCAUCUUCCUUGGGUUGAUUGGAAAUGCAAGCACCGCUCCCGACGCCACCGCGACAUCGACCCAAGGUGCGGCCCUCGCUGUUGCCGAUACUUUGGUGGGCGAUCUGCUCUCGCUAAUGGCAUCGCAGAUGAAGUUGCUGUUGCAAAAUCAACCAAAAGCUGCCGAGAUGCUUUCUCCGAGUCUUCAACUCACGAGCGAUAGCUUGGUUUCACUUUGCCUGUUUCCGUCGAUGCAGGCGCAUGUUAUAGAAAGCUUGGUAGACGCCGGAAUAUCGGACGCGGCCUUGUCGGUGCAUCUGUUCUCGGCGGCUACGUCUGUCGUUGAAGCGCAAGCACGGCAACUUGGCAUUGCGCAAGACGAGCUUCUUCGUGCAAAAUAUCGAAACUCCUCGACAGUUGCACAGCUGCUUGACCACUGCGUUAUGAUGAAUUCGGAGCCCCAUGCUACAAACGAGACGGAUGUGCGAGACCAAGCAGAUCACUUUGGCAGUCGCGUGCUAUCGUCCGUGCUGAGCUCUCGUGUUGCCUUGUAUACUGCCAUUCAGCAUGCUGGCGCGUACUUUUCGCAACAUCGUGAGCUGUUUGCCGAUAUUCCUUCGUUUGAUCGCGAUCGUAUGACGGGAAAAUGCUUCCACGAAAACCCACUCCUCUUCCACGUUUUAUGGAUUCUUGCAGAGACGCCGACAAUCCUGCUGGACUCGUUAGUAUUGAUUUGCAGUCUGGUAAUCGACUUGCGCUCGCGCUGGAAAAAGUCGUUGCAGCCUUCCAGAAAGCAGUUUCAUGAAUUGAAGCAAACAAUGAUGUUGUUUGCCAUUGUGGAGAAGGCGCAAUGGUGCCCACUUCCAGUGACCAAACUGGGCGCGCUGGUGCCGCAUCUCCUGGGAAAUCAAAUCGCAAUACUUUUAAAGUGCGUGCGUGAAGCACUGCACAGCGGUGUGAAUGCAGACAUGGCGUUUGCGCCACUCGUCGACAGCAAGCACGAAUCGCCAGACUCGACCAGCAAGGCUCCUUUUGCAGUCAAUUGGGCUUGCUCCCCGCCAAAAGUCGCUCGGACGUGGAAUUGGCGAGUAGAAAACGUCGACAAGGGCAUGUCGCGUUACACGUUGCGAAGAUUGAUGGAGCCCAUCAAACCCAUUGUUCUUGGCAACAUGGCGCUCUUCGACACCCUGUAUGCUCAGCUCUUCCCCGUUUCCGAGGUCGCGAAUGACACAUCCGCCGUGUCGAGCGAGUCCAUCCUCUCGCUUGCGACCGAGUUUGUCCCGUCCGGGCAUUUGCUCUCGCGCCAGCCUUCCAUUCGCGAAGACAAGCCGGCCGUGGCUGUUGACGACGAGGGAGAGGAUGAGGAUGAGGAAAGUGUGACGGACAACUUUUUGGGUACCGAAACCGAGCUGGACCACCUCAAGGGUACUUUGAUCAACCGUUUGGACGGAUUCGAAGACGAGGCCUCCACGACUCUUCUCAGUGACACUGCGGCCGUCGAUGUUGCUUCUGUGGAUUCGAGCGCUUCGUCGAACGAUUCACUCGGGCAAGAAUAGCUUGGAGUGGAUGCAGUUUGUAACUUUUGAUAAGAGCCAUUUGGUUUUUGUUUGCGUUUUGAUUUUCUUCGAGAUACUAGUGCUCCCGUACAUGUAACAUCAUGGCUCUUUAUCGACAUCCUGCAGUAUCCCGCUUCACAUGUCCAAGGAGUCGGAGAGCAUGAGCUUCCAUUUGUCCUUUGUGUGUGUUCCACUUCCAUUGCUGCCAUUUCAACCAACCCAACAACCACCCAAUUUCAACAACGAAAUUCACCAUUCC